AUGGAACGAAUGAAAACCUGCGGCACCAGCUCUGUGCCCAGCAGAGUUGAACUGGUCGAGGACCUGCUGUCCCAGUUGCUUCAGAAUGUUGAUGACAUCAUCAAACACUUUGUCCACACGGAGCACGAGUUGGAACUCAUAAGAACUCGCUUUCAAGACAGACUGAAUGAUAACCAAGCUAGUCUUGAAAGAACCCCCACCUCUUAUGGAAACUCACUGAAGAAACAUGCCCUAAAGCUUCAAACAUCCAUGGACAAGAGUUUGAGACGUGAGUUGCUUGCACGGGAGAAGCGGGAAUUUCUCGAGCUACAGCGGGCGGAAAAGAAAAUGAACAAACACUUCCUGCACCUCGAUGAUCUGAUGGUUGCCGCUCGUCUCCUGAGAUCGCGUGGUUUCGUUAGAUUGUUGAAGCAAGGCCGGGUGAAGUUCAGACAGAUGGAAUGUUUGGUGGACGAGACUCAGGGGCUGAAGGCAAUUUUCGAUGACUUGGAAUCGGAGUUGGCAGCUUUGGAACUAAGUCUAAGUAAUUUGGAGAGAUACUUCAGAAGGAAACAGGAAGCCAAGCAGGGGCGCAGUGCAGGAACAAGGAGCAAGGUAAGGAAGAUGUCAACAAGGGUGGCGAUUGCCCUUGGAUUCAAGCCGCACGAACCUCGAUGA
Messenger RNA from Ostreobium quekettii, 657 nucleotides. The record is from the annotation of a GenBank genome assembly. NCBI's taxonomy places the organism in Eukaryota, Viridiplantae, Chlorophyta, Ulvophyceae, Bryopsidales, Ostreobiaceae.